Molecule: messenger RNA, 495 nt
Organism: Ogataea philodendri
Lineage: Eukaryota; Fungi; Ascomycota; Pichiomycetes; Pichiales; Pichiaceae
Exons: 2
Coding region: 1-495 (164 amino acids)
Source: RefSeq, a predicted model, not a curated record
AUGAUGAAGGAGACAAGUUUUGGUUCUGGCUGGGAUUUUGGGGUCUUGAUAGCCAGAAGAAUCAGGGACUUUAAUAGAUUUUCCUUUCCCUUGUACGAACGCCCUUUCAAAGAAACAAGAAGGAUAUCAUACAAGUCGCCAAGAUACUGGCCGAGCGAGUUGAGCUCGUUGCCAAGCCGGUCCACGAUCUCAAUGAUGGACAGCGCAAUGCUCUGCCGAAUCUGGAAGUUGGUGGAGUCGAUAUGGGUUCUGAUCAGACCAAUGAUCUCUUUCAGAUACAGUUUCACCGGACCGCUUCCGCCAGAAGUGGAAUCUUCCCAUUCCUUGCUGAACGCAGAGCCAACCUCUUUGACCGGGUCGUGUUUUCCAAUGAAGGCCAGUGGCAGGAAAUUCACCGCAACAGAUUGGAACUUGUCGGUGGAGUAUCUUGAGAUGGACUCGGACGUGUUGGCCGCAAGAAUACGCAAUCUCUCGUUGUCUCCAGCCUCGAAGUAG